This is a messenger RNA of Chlamydomonas reinhardtii, 5324 nucleotides long. RefSeq lists its product as uncharacterized. Bases 90 to 5177 code for a protein of 1695 amino acids. Gene Ontology annotation, cellular component: cytoplasmic vesicle; TRAPPIII protein complex; phagophore assembly site. Gene Ontology annotation, biological process: endoplasmic reticulum to Golgi vesicle-mediated transport; protein localization to phagophore assembly site. The record is from RefSeq and is a predicted model, not a curated record. NCBI's taxonomy places the organism in Eukaryota, Viridiplantae, Chlorophyta, Chlorophyceae, Chlamydomonadales, Chlamydomonadaceae. The transcript has 26 exons.
ACAUCUACACAAUGGGAGAAUUCAGGGCCCCGUUGCCCAUAGCAGAGUUUUGGAACUUCUGAAAGUGAAGAAAGACAGCCCUGUUUGCGAUGGUGGAUAUUCGGCCUUGGUUGCAGGAGCUGUAUGCUCCUGCAGUGCUCGUUGCAUCCACUCCAGCUGCAGAGGCUCUCAUACAAAGCAAAAAUGGACUCGGGCUGGUUGACCUGCUCCGCCCCUACGCUAGCGCGUUUGGGCUCAAUGUGCCUGUACGGGUUGGGGAGACAUCCGUGCGCGUUCAGGACCUGCGCGUGCGCUUCUUCGACGUGGCGACGCUGUAUCAGCCACCGCCGGAGGUGAUUGAGGAGCACCUGCAGGAGGUGCUCAAGGUGUCCUCGCAGCGCAGCGCCAAGCUGGACCCCUCCCCGGACCUGCUGCAACGCUUCAUGUCGGACAACCCGCCCGACAUGCGGGAGCUGACGCCGUGGUUCGAGGCGUACCGCUCGGAGUUCAUGCGCCUGUUGCGCUUCGGCGACCAUGAGACGCUUGACUACCCCGUGGCAUGCGUGUACGCCAUCCCGGCGGACGUGCAGAACCCCGCCUCGCACUUUGACACGCUGGUGGCGCAGCUGGCGCCGCCGCCGCUGAUGCAGCAGGACGUGAUGUACACACUGCGUGACAAGGACUUCCCGCGCCACUACCUUCUGCUGCUGGACUCGUCCACCGGCAUGAACGAAAAGAGGGCCAUGGACAACCUGACAGCAAUACGGCGGCUGUACGGGGAGGCGCACUGCUCCAUCCUGCGCAUCAACUCGGGCAACGGCGACCGAGCGCACAGCGGCGCACCAGUGGACUUCUUCGCGCGCUACCAGUUCACAUGCCUCUCCAGCGGCGGCGCGGGCGAGCCGCGGCUGAGGCCGCCGCCGCCCCCGGGCGGCGUCGGCGCCUACCUGACCGUGCAGGACCUGGACUCUGUGGGCGGCUUCGUGCGCGAGUUCUUGUGCCGCACCCUGCUACCCAAGCUGGAGGACCGCAUUGCGCGCCUCAACGCCUCCAUCACCGCCGCGCGCCGCGGCCUGCGCAACCGGCUGAACCGAUUCUGGAAGGGGGCCGCCGAGGACCGCCAGACGGACAGGCCGUACCCGUGGCACAGCGUGGAGGGCCAGAUGCGGCAGCUUGGCGACCUGGCCUUCCUCAUGCGCCAGUACCCCUUCGCCGAGUCCACCUACAGACUGGCGGCGCAGGACUACCAGGCGGAGGGCAACAGCAAAUGGUACGCCGGCGUGGAGGAGAUGAUUGGGCUGUGCAGCGUGCUGGGCGAGCCGGUGGACCCCAUCGCGGCUGUGCUGCUCCAAAACGACCCCAUGAAAUACUUCAUGCGGGCGUAUGAGCACUACACCAAGCCGCCGGCCGCCGUGCUGGCUGCCGCCGCGCCGCCCGGCUCUGGCGGCAGCGCCGUCGGCGCCCCCGGCUCGGGCCCGCCGCUGCCACCUGCGGCGCUGGCAGCCUCCAAGAUCGGUCGCAUGCUGGCCACGCGGGUGGUAAUGCUGGGCGCGGCGGUGCAAUGCGCGGCGGGGCGGUACCGCGCCGCCAGCGACGCGCUCAUGCGUGCGCAGUCGGAGGAGGAGAACGCGCGGGCGGGGCUGCUGCUGGAGCAGUCGGCCUACUGCAUGUUGUACAUCCGGCCUCCGCUGGUGCGCAAGUUCGCGUUCCAGAUGGUGCUGGCGGGCAUCCGCUACAUCUGCUGCGGCCAGAAGCGCAUCGCCAUCCACGCCUACCGCCAGGUGCUGGCGCAGUACCUUGGCCGCCGCUGGAAGUACAUAGAGGAGCACUUGCACGCCGUGCUGGGCGCGCAGUGCGUCGAGUAUGGUGACAAGGACCGGGCGCUGUGGCACUACUGCGCGCUGCUGGACUGCGGGCACCGGCCGGCGGCGCAGCAGCAGCACAAUGUCGGCCAGUUCCUCAACCUGCUGGCAGGCGUGCGGGACCAGCUGGCCAUUGCACACGACGGCGUGAGCCUGGUGGACAGCCUGCCGCUGCCGCUGGUGAACCGCCACGACGUGCGGGUGCUGUGCAGCGACACCGCGUGCUACUCUGGCCCCGCGGCGAGGGCGGUGCCCGAGAGCUCGUGGCUCAAGAUGGAGGCCUGCUGCACCAGCGGCUCCAACAAUUGGCUGGUGGAGGGCGGCGGCGCCAAGCAGGAGCGGGACCACGAGGAGUACACCAUGUGUGUGAGCGGCGAGGAGGUGGGCGUGCAGGUGGAGUUCCGCAACCCCCUGGCCGUCAAGCUCAAGGUGUCCAACGUGCGCCUCAUCUGCAACUUCACGCACGAAAGCGACCCCAGCGCAGCCGGCAAAGGCCCCGUGGCUAUCCCGGACAGCAGCAACACCUCCACCUUCGCAGCGACCGGCGCCAGCAGCAGCAGCCAAAGCAGCAACCCGCUGGCGGACGGCUCGCACCCGCUGUUGCCGGGCGCGGCGCCGCCGGCCAUUAGCACGCAGCCGGGCAGCGAAUACCUACAUGUGGCCGAGGCCCAGUUCACGCUGCACCCGGGCGAGGCACUGGUGGAGGUGCUCAAGGUGCUGCCGCGUGCGCCGGGCUGGCUGCGCAUCACGGGCGUGACGUGGACGCUAAACGGCACCGCGCACGGCCGCAUCACCUUUGACGUGAAGGGCCGCCGUCGGAAGAAGCCCAAGGGCGAACGGCCCGGGCAGCUGAAACACUUCCCGCCGCACCGGCGGCUGCUGUUCCAGGUGGUGCCGGCCAUGCCGCGCCUGGAGCUGCUGGGCGACCCGCUGCCGCCGGCGUUGUACUCUGGCGAGCUUUGCAGGGUGCUCAUGCGCAUCCGUAACUCGGGCGGGCUGCCGCUGCGGUCUCUGGCGCUGGUGGUGGGGCACCCCGAGGCGGUGGUGCCGGCCACUGACGCCAACAAGGACCGACCGCUGCUGGACAGCCUCACGGACCACCGCGAGGUGGUGCAGCUGAGCAAGGUGCCCGCCAGCGCGCGUGGCACCCUGCAGCUGUACCGCCUGUGGCCGGGACGCGAGCUGGCGCCGGGUGAGGUGCUGGAGUGGCCGCUGUGGCUGCACCCGCGGGGCCAGGGCACACUCAAGCUGCCCAUCGUAUGGUACGGCGAGCCGGCGGCGCCCAAGAGUGGCAUGCGGCACCGCACGCUGCGCAUCUGCGGCAGCGUAUCAGUGCAGCCGCUGCUGAGCGCGCGGCCGGUGGUGUGGCCAUCGCCCACGCACUUGUCGCAGUACCUGCUGCGCUUGGGCGUGGACAACAGCAAGGACGCGGAGCGUGUGGUGUUGCAGCAGCUGGCGGCGGUGACGGUGCCGCCGCUGCCGCCACACCACGUGGCUGGCGCCUCGGGCGUCGACACACCUGCCACGCCCACCAACACGCCGCGGCCGGUGCCGGUGGGCUGGCGCAUGAGCAUGCUGGGUGACACCGUGGGCGCGCCCGCCAGCUCCGCCGCCUCCACCGCCGGCCUUCCCGGCAACGCCACGCCUGAUGGCGCGCCCUCGACGACAGGCGCCUCCGCGGCUGCCGCCCGGAGCCUGCCGCUGGCAGUGCCGCUGCAGCCCGGCGAGUCAGCAGGGCUGUUCCUGCAGCUGCUGGCGCCGCCGCCGGCUGCGCAGCAGCUGCGUCAGGCGGUGGGCUCAUCAGCAUCAGUAGCGGCGACAGGCGGCAUGUCGGGCGUGACGGGCGGCGCCGGCACUGGCAUCAGCCAACCGCCCAGCGGCCUGGCGACGCCUGGGCGAGCAGACGACCCGUCGGCGGUGGCGGCACGCGCGGUGGCGCAGGCUGCGGAGGCUGUGCGCUCGUUAGCGCUGGCGGAGGGCGGUGCUAAUGGUGCAGGGCCGACUGGCCGGGCAUCACCGUACGUGGACGGCUCAGACUCGGGGCUGCAGCAACUGAACCUGUUUGGCCCCGGCGUGUUGGCGCACUUCUAUCGCCGCGGGCGCAGGGGCAUGGUGGCGGCAACGCCCAGCCUGGGUGCAGCAGCGGCCACGACACCGGGUGGGCUGCCGCAGCAGCGCACAGGCGGCGUGGCGACGCCCGGCAUGGCGACGUUGCAGCAGCCGUUGCUGCCCGGCGGGCUGCCGCCGGCGCUGGGCCAGUCCGUCAGCUUCAGCCCUCAGACGCAAGGUGUGGGUGCUCCGGGCGGCCCCAUGCGCGGGGCGUCCUUCGGCCCCACAAACACCACUGCGGCCGGUGGGUUUCAGGGGCCUGGACCUCUGGGCCCAGUGGGCCCCGGCCGGCCAGCGAUGCCGCCGGGUGCUAUCGGCCCAGGAGGCGGAGGGAUGGUGCCGGCGGGGCAGGGGCAGGCGGCGGUGGCGGCGGUGGGCCCGGGCCGGCCUGGGCCACCACUGAUGUUGGCGGACCCGCCUCUUGACCUGCUGCUGUUGUGGCACGUGGCGUCCAGCCAGCGCACGGGGGCGCACCAGGGCCGGCAGCGGCUGGGGCUGUGCCGCCCCUACGACCCGCAGUCCAACCGCGACCUGUCGGGCUGCAUUCAGGCGCAUACCACGCCGGUGCGCAUGCUGCUGACCGGCCCCAACGGUGCUAGCAGCGCGGCCAGCGCCACGGGCUCGGCGGGCCCCGUGGUGCGGCACGAUUUCCGGCGCAGCCCGCUGGCGGUGCUGCCGCUGCGGCUACUGGUUCGCAACAACACUGCGCUGGAGGCACGGUUGCAGAUCGAGGUCGGCGAGGGCUGGAACUCCAACGACGCUCCGCACAGCUGGCAGGCUUCCACCAGCCUGCUGGGCACCAGCCACGCAGUUGCGCCCGUCGGGGCCCCUGGCAGCCUGGGGCAGCCCGGCGUGGGCGCUGCCGGGCCCAGCCCGGUCAGUGCGGGCCCCACCGGCGGCAAUGGACCGCUGGGGCAGUCGGUGAUGGCAGGGGCGCCGGGCGGCGGCGGUGGCGCGGGCGGCGGCGGCAUGGGCAGCAGCAUGAUGGCCAUCACGUACCAGGCGGGGCUGCCGCCUUGCCCUGAAUACACCUGGGUGGGGCCGUCGUUCGUGUCAGUGCCGCGCGUGCAACCCGGCGGCGAGGCGGAGGUGACGCUGGCGGUGUCUGUAUUCCGGCCGGGCGCCUACAGCAUCAGCGGCUACCGCUGCACCGCCUUCCUGGAGGCGACCGGCGCGGUGGAGGUGCAGCGCGGCGAGCCGCUGUGCUUCCGGGUGGAGGGCGCCUAGAGCUGCUGUCGUCGGCUGCUGUGGCUGGCCGGCGUUUGAAUGCGACAACUGAAAAGGACGCGUACCAGUAAGGCGAAUGUGUUGGUUGGUCGGAGCUGGCGGUAGUGCGAUGGGACAGUGGGCGGGCGAGGUCGUGACCUACGGGAG